Messenger RNA from Mercenaria mercenaria, 5193 nucleotides. RefSeq lists its product as uncharacterized. Bases 1 to 1860 code for a protein of 619 amino acids. The transcript has 13 exons. The record is from RefSeq and is a predicted model, not a curated record. Lineage: Eukaryota; Metazoa; Mollusca; Bivalvia; Venerida; Veneridae.
AUGACAGACAAUAACCCGCAUGUUCUGAAGGAGUAUAACCCAGAUUACGUUCCUGGGACAACCCCAAGUCAAAGACACGGCAAACAUGAAUGUAGUCAAGAGAAAUCUUUAGGAAGUCUGCAGGACACAAGAUCCUUGGAACACAAUUCUCACAAACGGUCAGACUAUAUCUCAGUAGCCAGCGCUCGAAGUAAUGCAAGAUCAGUUACAACAAGUGGUCAGAAAUCUGCUGGGAAAAAGUCCAGGAAGUCGGAUGACCAGGAGGAGAGGGAAAAUAAUCAGAGAUAUGAAGAUUUGUCAAACAAAUGGGACCAAGCGAAGGAAGAAGUUCGACUCGAAGACCAUGAAGUGCUACGAGAGAAGGUAUCCCUGCAACAAGAGUUGAUACGCAAACAAGACGAGUAUGCCCAGCAAAGACGCAAACAACAGUUACAAGCUGAGACGGAGAAACGAGAGUCAGAGCGUGCCAAAAAGCAAGCCAAACAAGAAGAAUUACAACAGAUCUGCAAGCAGUCGCUAGAGGAAGACAAAAAAGCACAACGUGACGGGAAGCAAGCGACAAAGUCGAAGCCAAGAAAUGGAUUGUCAACCUUUUCUACGUCACCAUCCGCUACAUCAUCACCGUCAAAAUCACCGACGACACCGACUACACCUGGUGGUCGCCGUAGCAACCCUUUCAAGAUGACAUUGCCAGCUGUUGCCCCGACCCCAGAUAUUCCAGGCUCUGAUGAUGAGGAGGAUGAGGAACAAAAGGAGUCAACUCCUGUUAAAGCACUUCCAUGGCAUGAGCAGCAGCUUUACAAACUGUAUGGAAAGAAAGCGGACUACUUUCUUCAUCCCAAGAUAGAGAAUAAAACACAAGAGAAGAAAACGAAUCCAAAACUUCGCAGACAAGGAGUGGAUCAGCUGUUCGACAAUUACUGGAAGGAGUACGAAGAUGGUCGAGCAGGUGCCGAAGCUCUUUGGCAGACAUUGAGGUACGACUCCAACCAAAGACUUCUGAAAGAAGAUAACAUUAUCCCAGAAGAAUUAAAGGAAGCGUACGGUUCAUUUGCUCGCCAGUCUCUGAAGAAAAGUCGUAUUCCAGUACGGCGAAUGUUCUGCACAGAGGACGAUCUCCCGGAAAUGCCAAGGCUAUUAGAUAACCGGAGAGUGCAACGAGUUCGAAAGAUGCGGCACAAGUCAGAUUUGAUGUAUCGGGCUUCUGUGUCAAACCAGGACCGGACAGAGGUGCUGACUUUUAACAACCCAUUACCAGAGUUCCAUGAGAGAUGUGAGGGAAUUGACCAGUAUCUUCCAUCUUGGCAAGAUGACUUUUAUUCUGACAGCACAGUAGCAGAUUAUGUUCGAUGGCUGAAAACAAAAGAUCUUGUUGCACAUGAAAACACAAUUCAGGAAGAGGAUGACUAUGAGGGAGAGACAAAACCACUACAGGUCACGCAAUCACUAGAUGAUGAUAUGGUAUACAUGUUGUCAAGGAAACAUAAACCACAACAGAAACAGAAAUAUUUAUUCCUAUCCGAGAAAGAUACAACAGUAAAAGGAACAUUUUCCGAGAAAUACAAGGGUGAGAGAGAAAAUAAAGACAUUCCUCGACCAUACCAGGGUGACGUUCCAAAAUCAUAUUCGGCACUGGGUGGAAUGAUUUCUGCAACGCCAGAUAUUUCAAAACCAAGUUCCAUGUUACGAUAUUCGGCACCUUUACCAACACGCAGCCUGGGAAUAAAUACAUACACAAGCAGCUGGCAACCUCUGAGCAUGCACGCCCUCGUAGAGUACAAGAAACAGGUGUCUACAGUGGGAGAGGGAGAUUUCAACCUGGGACGUACAAAGAUGUGGUCGCAUAUUCCAGUUGUGUAGACUGCUAAAAAGAAGAUGAAUUAUUUUUUCAAUGUAAAACUGUUUUAAUACGAUUAAAUGUAUAUACAUUUACAUUGGUUUAGGGCCGAGUUGACCUAGUUUGGUUAGCACUUCAAGGACGCAUAGAUAAACAGCUAGUGCAUGGGAAGUUCAAAUGUCAAAAACAGUGCUACCCUUUAUUCAUGUCUUUAUACAAGCUGGCGAACUCAUGGUUAUACUGAAAGAAUUUUUUUUUUCAUGUUUUGUAGUUGCGGAUAGUUUGUAAGUUUUGCUUAUAUAUUAAACAUUUCCUCAUUGUUUUAAACAUUUUUCAAAAAUAUAUUCUAUGGCAUGGUUUUUGAGCAUGCUAUGCAUGUGCAUAACAAAUAUUUGAACUAGUAAAAGCUGUGGCAGACAUCCCUGAAUGUUCAAUAUGUAUUAUAAUAGCAAAUUACUUAAAACAACCUCAUCAUGUGCAUGUAAAUUUUUGAAAUCUGGCAAUACCUAUGAUACAGCUUUGGCUAUUAAGACAACACAAUUUUAGUUUUGUACCAGUAUUUAGUUAUGUUACUGUUAAGUUUUAUUUGUGAUAAACAUUGUCAGAUGGAUGAAAAUGUUGUCCGUUAACCAAUAGAAAAAACAUUGUCCAAUAGAAGAAAACAAUCUGUUUUUUAUCGUAAAACAUCGAUUAAUUCUUAUUUCAUUGUAAUUUACUGUUUUGUAACAACUGUUAAUCAAUUUUAUGUCAUUGUACCUGUCGAGAAGUUUAUAAUUUGUUUUUGUUGUUGUUUUGCUUAAUCUUUAUAAAGGCCAAAGAGUAAAUAUUUGUUUCAUGUCUACAAAUCAGUUUGAUAAAAAACAAUACAGUAGAUUUCAAAUAUUUGAAUAACCUGUUGUUAAGAAAGUGUAGAUGAUAAUUCUUUCUUUGGCAGAAUCAUACCUAUUUACAAACAGGUCCUAAAUUUUUAGAGCUGGUUAAAGUUUUACAAUCUUAUUCUUUGAAAAGUUAUUUUUGAUUCUUUAUUCUGACUAUCAGUGUAGGAAGAUUUGGAAAACUUCUUAAUUUUUGUUGUAGAAAAUAUUCAACUUUUUGACUUGUUGAGAUUAAGUAUUCAUUAAAAAUUUAUGCUUUAAAAAAAAAUGAAAAAAAUGGUGAGAAGAAGUAAUUCUGGGUAAAGCAAGGUUCUUUAAAGACAGUCUAAUUUAUCAUUACAUGGAAGGGAGACUACUGCGUUAAUGACGUCAAUGGAAGGGAGACUACUGCGUUAAUCAUGUCAAAAUAAUAUUACCUGUCUGUGAUAAAAAAAUUCAGCUUGUCCUAAAUUAUAUUUGUUAUACAUGUAUCUAUAUAUUUGUACUGUAGGAAUAUAUUUAGUGAAUUACCGGUAUAGCUUUAUUUUUGCUUUAUAUGUAUUGUUGCAUUUUUUACACAAAUUCCUAUUUUUACAUUACCUGUUGUAUAUUUCUGCUGUCUGUUUUUUCGUCUUUCCCUGCCUGCCAACUAUUGUGCUAGUUUUGUUUGUUUACAUCUGUACUUAUUUAUGCAAUAGAAAAUUGUGUAAAUUUUUGUAAUGAUAAACAUUUACUUUUUCUUGUGUAAGCCUGCCUUGUCAGCUCUCUCAGUAGAUUACAAGACUGAAUCAAGAGGUUGCAAGUUUAAUCUCCUGUUAAAAGAAAUGUUCUCUUUGACAAAUUGACAGAAGGCAAUAUAGAAAAAUACUGAUGGCUUGGCAUCACAAGGGGAUUAGCAAAAAAAAAUAAAGUCAAGUGAGCCCUUGUACCCGAGCCAGUGUUAUUCAAGCUUGCAGUGUUUCACUGUAUGUCUGAACUUGUUUAUCCUCCACUUCCAAUUAAUGUGGGGCAGUUGUUUGUAACUUGCAGAGAGCAAACCAGACAAGAAAACUGGUUAUAUUAACUGAACGCCAUCACAAAAAAACAAAACAGUGUUAACUAUAUACAAAUCACAAUCGUUUUUGUCAGUACAAAGAAUCUGAUUCCCUUUUCGUGUUAAAUUUUUCACCUUUUGUUACCAGUUCAGACAAUAUAUUACAAUAGAUGAGGAAAUAUAAUGUGAUUUUCAAGCAGUUUUUUGUAUAUCUUUUUUGUCAGACCUUUGGACUUUUCACAUAUGAAGGAAUUUGAUUUCAGUUUAUCAUUUAUAAAGUAAGAUAAUUUCUGCCUUGAUCUUAGUUAAGAUUUCUGUGCUUCACCUGUUUGUUGCUUUAUUUUUAGUAUGAUUUUAUGAUAUGUUAAUGAUGUUUAUGAUGUAUUGUCAUAUUGAAAUACACUUGCAAUAACCAGGGUUGGAAGCAGUCUAUGUGCUUCUUCGUUUAUAUGCAUUUAGUCCUCUUUUGCACUCAAUCCUCGAAUUACGACUAAUCUGGGGAAAAGAAGCAUUGUAUUUAGGUUGUGCACUGCUAAUUCAAAAUAUUGAGAUGGAGAUUUAUAUUGUACAAUCAUUAUUAUCUAUGGAGGGCUAAUUUUUGAUGAUCUUUGUGGUUUCUUCAAUUUACAAAAUUGUAAUAAAGAAUCAGGAUGCCAAUUAUUUUCUCUUUCAAAUUUGAAUAUUCAAAUUCCCACAAAACAGCUUUUUUGGUCCAGACCAGGAAAUUUGGUGGCAAUGAAAGUUCACAGUACAUCUGAUUAAAUUAUUGGCUAAGGUUUGUUUUUUGCUUCUAUAAAAAGGUUAUAUCCUGGUUAUUAUUAUAAUGAAGAAUACUUUUGAUAAACAUCUAUUUAUAUUUUCAAAAAUUGUAUAAUAUUGAUUGUUAUACCAUUGCAUUUGAAAAAAAUGAUUUGGAUUGUAAAAACUUCCUUAUUGGCUUAUGUCUUGUUAACUGUCAAUAUUUAAUUGCCAGUUAAUUGGUUUUGUGUUUAUUUAUGAAAUUUAUAAAGGAUAUAUGAAAUAUUUUAUGUAGAUCGUCAGUGAUGGAUGUCAAAUGUUGACCAUUUAGUUGCCGUCUGUUACAUAACUGAAAUACUGGUAUUCUAAGUGUCCAUGUCUAAAGUCUGGAAAAAAAAGAAGCGUUAUGACAUUCACAUGUAACAUCAUAGUUUUUUUAAGUAUAAAGAAAACUAAAUUUGACAUAAAAAUUCAGUGCUUGUGUGACAUGGGACGUUCAGUACUUUUGAGAUUACAAAGUCUGUUUCAUGUGACACUAGAUUUUAAAUGGUCAAUAUUUGACAAGAAUAGUCGAGUUAUGAUUCCGUCCAUAUCACAUGACUUGUGAUACUUGUCACUGAUUGGUUGGUGCUAUGGUAACUAACCACCGCUGUAUGUAACCAUGGUAACUACAUGUUUUCUUCACACUUGUUGCCGCCAAAUCUGUGAUAAAAUAAACUCUUUCCAAUAUU